This is a messenger RNA of Rhipicephalus sanguineus (brown dog tick), 6296 nucleotides long. RefSeq names its product receptor-type tyrosine-protein phosphatase kappa. The transcript is spliced from 42 exons. Gene Ontology annotation, biological process: protein dephosphorylation. Gene Ontology annotation, molecular function: protein binding; protein tyrosine phosphatase activity. NCBI's taxonomy places the organism in Eukaryota, Metazoa, Arthropoda, Arachnida, Ixodida, Ixodidae. The record is from RefSeq and is a predicted model, not a curated record. Bases 563 to 6229 code for a protein of 1888 amino acids.
ACCCCGUUCCCUUCCCCUUCUCUUGAGUCGGCCGCGUGUACGCGCUCGAGCCGCGAAGGGUCAACCCCGAGCACGCUGACGAAGAGCUCACGAACCCGCGCCGACGGCUCUCACCCGCCGCCCCCGCUCCCGAAGCAGUUAGGGCAAUUAUAGUUCAUCGCGGACCUCUUCUUGCUCAGUGACGACCAACACCCCGGGCGAGAGUGGGUGCGACGCCGGUUUGUGUGUGUAUCUGUCUGUACGUCUUCCGACGGCGCCAGUGCGAGGCGCCCACUGGAGCAAGUGAUACCACCAGACACUCGGCCAUUGUCUCCGACGUCUUGUGGCGGGAAAAUCCGCAAGGACCCGCUUCCUGAAGGGUGCAACCCCCUUCCUUCCCAGGACAGCGCCAAGAAGUUCCUCGCAGUUUCUAUCUGCUGUCGUGUGGUGCGUGUGUUGUGGAUGUGGGCCGUGCGGACCCCGUUCCUUUCCUGGCCACUUUUCUUCUGCUGAGCACGCUGAGUGACAGAAAGGCAAGGCCGGUAGUGAGCAGGAUUAGGAUGUGCCUCAUGCAUCAAUCGUGAUGUUCUCGCCAGGCGUUGUCCUACUAUUCUUGGGUGCCUACGUUGUAGGCGCAAGAUGCACCAGCAUAGACUGCUUGAUCACGGCUGAAGAUUUAUUAGAGCAGCAGACUUGCGUCUACGGAGAGAACUGCAACGUGUACUGCAAGUCAUCGUGCCUUGCAAGCCAUAACACACAUGUCUACGGAACCGUCUUCUACGCCACGCCAUCUUCCGUGUGCAAGAGCGCGCUCCAUGAUUUGCGCAUAUCGGCUUGGAACACAUCGGUACGAACGGUUUCCUUCGUGGCGUACAAGACGAAAAGGAGCGACUUCUCAGCUUCGACGCGAUAUGGAGUUACUUCCGAAAGCUCCUUCUCGUCACACGAUUUUUUUAUUUUCUCGACCACUCGAAUAAAAGAGGAUGUACUGGACGUCACGGCACUCCAUAGAAAUUUCAUAUACGACGGCAGAAGCAUGUCGCAGCUAGAGUGUCAUGGUCCCGAAGAUAGUGCCAUAUACUUCGACUAUGCAAUCAAAGAAGUUCUAUUUAGAAACUUGACCCUUCGUCCAAAUCCAGUCAAAAAAGCUUACAGAUUGCGAUUUCCGAGUAAGUCUUUCCCCCACUCAAGAACAAAUGUAUUUUGGUGCCGACUGCAAGAUACGACACUCUCCUACGUUGGUUCACCAGCCAUGUACUACGACAGAAACGUGGGACCACAUUUUCUGCCUAUGAACUACACUGUGACGGUCAGCCUAAACGAAACGGCGACCCUUCAAGUCAUGAAGGUGCCUGGUGACGACGGAGAUAGCCGAGUGUCUUCUUGGGCAAGGGUUAACGCGUCAGGACACGCCACUGAGCGACUUUCAAGUAGAGGCGGAGAUUCCACCCUGUGGACGGCACCGAGAGCCCGCUUGGAACACAACGGAGUGUAUGUCGCGAAUGGAAUGAACACAGGGGCACCAGGAAAAAACAGAGCAGUCUUCAGAGUUAUCGUGCGCAGCUGCCCUGACCAAAUCUACGGUCCCAAUUGCAAUUUCGUGUGCCCGAAAUGCGAAAAUGGUGGCGUCUGCCACGACAUCACAGGACAGUGCAUCUGCCCACCUGGUUUCAUGGGAGAGACUUGCAAUAACACCUGUGGUGACGACUAUUUUGGGAGGUACUGUACACGCCGUUGUUCGGAGACGAAUCGGGACGGGAACGACAAGACUUGCAGGGGAAUACUCAUGUGUCUGCCAGACCCCUACGGCUGCUCAUGCGGGACAGGCUUCCAUGGCCCUUUCUGCAACCAGACGUGUCCACCUAACCAGUACGGAGCUGACUGCAAACAACAUCGAGUAUGCUUCUGCGAGACGAAGGCAUACUGCGACGUCUACACAGGCACGUGUCAACAGGACCGUGGCAGGUGUCGCAGCGGCUGGAAAAAUUCGCCAUACUGCGAUCAAAGCUAUCCCCUUCUGAACGAUGCGCCUACUGUAAGCGGUGUAACCAACAAAGAAGCAACAGUAAAAUUCGGGUCAUGGCGCCGCAGAAUUGAUAUAGGCGAGGGAAAUCCUGUGCGGUAUUCGGUUCAGCACAAGGCUGAAAAUGAAACUUGGAGCACCACAGCCGUCAACGCAACUCGGAAUGAGUACGCCACAGUGAUUAAGCGACUCCGUAGUGGUACCUACUACGAUGUUCGUGUUUUGGUCAUCGAUCAAGACAACAUGUACAGGGAACAUGGCGCAAGAGUCACGCGAUUCAGAACCGCUUGUGGAGAACCACUGCGGCCUCCUCAAAAUGUGGACAUAAACAACAGCAGCACGAGAGAAAUCAUCGUCAGGUGGACGAAUCCUGGCAAGCAGAGCUGGCAGUGCUGGAGUGUGAAUGUAGUACUCGAAGUGAAUGGUACGCCGGUGGAGUUCAACUUGACCGAGUCUAGCACGAGGCCCAGUGAUGUGUACAGUAUACCGACGGCUCCGUACACAGCAGUGACAGUCCGACUGCGCCUAAGAACGCCAGACAACAAAUACAGUUCGUGGACAAAAACACAACGUGUGACAUCAGCUGAGGACGCUCCUGGCAUGGUGGCCUACGUAAAGCUCCUUCGAAAUGGCUCCCGGAACGCGACUGUCUCUUGGGGCCCUCCGGAACAAAAGAACGGCGUUAUUCGAAACUAUCACGUCGUCUACAGGCCACUGGCGUUGCGUAUACAGCCUUGUCAAGCACUUGACCAAAUAGACACGACAGUGAUGGUGCCACCGACGAGUCACAGCGUGGACCUGACGCCACUGCGCCCCUACACCAAGUACCAUUUUUCCGUAUCAGCCGUCACCAUCAAGCACGGCCCUGAGACGACCGCGACUUUCGACACGGACCAAGCGCUCCCUGAGGGAGUGCCAACUCAGCUGCACUACACAAACAUUGCACGGAACACCGACACGCUAACCUGGGCCGAGGUACCCUGCGGACAGCGCAACGGGCCCAUCACAUCCUACUAUGUGGAAAUGGACAGCAUUGACCCUUGGGAAACCGAGCUGCGACAAACGAUGGUCAAUUGGACGUCGAUAACCUACCGGGACCUGCUGCCUUACACUCGAUACCAAGCAAAGUUGUAUGCCCAGAACGGUGCUGGUCGAUCGCCAUUGUUCGCCUCCACGAACUUCACAACGCCUUCUGCUCCUCCACCUGCUCCCGAAGGUCUGGAGUAUGACCAACUUUCUCAGGCCAGCAUAUUGCUGAUGUGGAAAGCUCCAUAUCCCCCUGCCGGCGUCCUGGAACACUACGAGCUCAAAUACUGGAAAGAGCCGAAAGGAGGCCUGUUUACUCGGACAGUGAUCAACCACACACUGUGUUCUUCGAGGAACCAGAAACCACGACCAUGUUUCACUAUCCAUCAACUAGAGGUGGACUCUGUGUACCACUUCUCGGUACGCGCGAAGAAUAUUAAUACUGGCUAUUCACCAUACUCUCUUGAAGUGGAAGUGGAGACGAGAGAAAUGGUGCCAGAUGCUCCCGAAAGCAUUACGUCGUCGGAGCAGACGGAGGACAGUCUGAAGAUCCAAUGGGACCCGCCUAUCCGCAAGAACGGCGUCCUGAGAGGUUAUAAGUUGAACUCUUCUAUAUCCCACACAUUUGAUGCGACGCUGGCUAAAUCGUGGCAGCCCAGGUCCGUCUUGCUGAACAGCUCAGACUCGCCGGAGUUUUACCUGCGUGGCCUGUUUCCGGGGUCAACGUACUUGGUCUGCGUUCAAGCGAAAACAAGUGCUGGAUUCGGAGAGGCCAUCUGCGACAACUUCAGCACGAAGGCUUCGAUUCCUGAAGUCCAGGUUGAACCCAGGGUGGGAGCAAUUGUCAAUAAUACAGUUAGCAUAAUGCUGUACCCGGUGGACUUUAAGAAGGGGCCAAUCACAGGGUACUACCUAGUCGUCUUGCGCGAAGGCGAAACCAUUCCUCGCCCCGUCAAGCUCGUAAACUACAGCACAGCACGAGACAUGCGCCUUGGCUACUACGUCGCCGCCCACCUGACGCCCAAGCAAUUGGAGGAAGCGGUGGACUUUCUUGUCGGCGGUGGUGACGUCAUCGGGGGCUUCGAAAAUCCACCGCUCACUGAUGCAAUGGCGUAUCGCUUUGGUCUGCUAGCCGAGAGCAACUUUUCUGGGGAGGCGCUUUACGGGUACCGCCUCACAGCUCCUGUCAUUGUCAAUGGUGGCAGCAGUGCAGCGGGUGUUGGGGUCGUCAUCGGAGCCAUCCUCGUUCUGCUCAUCCUCAUAAUCGCGGCGAUUGCGCUGACGUUUUACUACAUCCGGCAACGGCAAGCUGUUGCGUACCGGUCUAAGAGCCCCACAAAGCGAAGCUUGAAAGAGCGUCUCUCCAGGCUUUCAAAGUUGGAUGAAAACAGCAUGUCUGAAUCGCGCAUGACCUUGAACAUGGAGAGCAGCGAUUCGGUGAAUAUGACAGUCGUGGCGAACGGAGGGCUCCCGUCUAAGCCAGUUCCUGUGAAGCGGCUUCAGGAACACGUUAUACAAGGUCAAGCAAACGGUGUGCUUAAGGAAGAGUACAUGACUACACCGAAGGGACAACUUCAUCCAUGGGACGUAGCGAAAAAGGCUGAAAAUAAGCCGAAGAAUCGCUACGGGAACAUUCUGCCGUAUGACCACUCCAGAGUGAAGCUUGUUCCAUUGCCAGACUUCGAGACCACGGAUUAUAUAAAUGCAAGUUAUGUAUCGGGUUACAGGUGCCCACGAAAGUACAUUGCAACGCAAGGUCCAAAGCAGACGUCGCUCACAGAUUUCUGGCGGAUGGUCUGGCAAGAAGGAUCUUGCAAAAUCAUAAUGCUGACCAACCUCAAAGAGCAAGAAAAGACAAAGUGCGAACAGUACUGGCCAGAGACUUCGCAGAAGUACGGCAAAUUUGUGGUGACACUGAUGAAGACAGACACUCAGGUCGACUUUGUAGUGCGUGAAUUUGAAAUUUCAUUGGAAAACAAGGCACGGACGGUGGUUCAGUUUCACUUCACCACGUGGCCAGACCACGGCGUCCCUCUCUACCCAGACGCUCUGCUGCCAUUCCUCAGGCGCAUUUGGGAUUUCCAGCCGCAUGAUGACCACCCUAUCAUUGUUCAUUGCAGCGGGGGCAUCGGCCGCACGGGGACGCUGAUCUUGGUGGACAGCAUGCUCUCGCAAGCGGAAGCAGAGGGCGAAGUGAACCUCGUCGCCCAUUUGCACGCGAUGCGUCAGAGUAGGGUCAACCUAGUCGAGUCCCUGGAGCAGUACAUUUUCGCGUACAUGGCUCUGGUGGAGAUACUGUGCUCGAAAAAUCACAAGCUGUCCGUGAAAGAGUUCGUGGCUCUGUACCAGAAGCUCAAGGCCAAGAGCGCCGCAACAGGAAAGAGUGCCAUAGAGCUUGAGUACGAGGAACUCGCCCGGAUAUGCCCACUUCCUGCGCCGGAGGAGUACAACAGUGCACGGGACGGGAAAAAUGCUCCCAAGAAUCGAUCGUCAAAGAUUUUAGCAUGUGACAGCAGGAGGCCGUUCUUGAGCGUCACAGCUGAUGGAUCAAAGACAGACUAUAUCAAUGCCAUAUAUGUGGAUGGUUUCAAGAGACGAAAAGCGAACCUCGUGACACAACUGCCUCUGCCAGAAACGGUCGAUGACUUCUGGGAAAUGCUUGCGGGCAGUGGCUCUGUCACACUCGUCACGCUGGGUCCUCUCCAAGAUGAGACGACACCGCAAUUCUGGCCGAGCCUGAAGACCACAGUCAAGUACGGAAAGGUUGUGGUGGAGCAGACCGACACUCAAGACUUCCGAGGCCUCCUCGUGCGAACAUUUAAGGUCAUCUACGGUUCGCGACCAGCCCGGAUAUUGAAGCAGUUCCACUCACAGUCCUGGAAUAGGGCCAGCACUGUGCCGAGUUCCUGCGACGUGGUGCUGGAGAUACUGCAACACGUGGAUCGGUGGCAGAUGCAAGCCGAAGGGAGAACAGUCGUGGUGCAGUGCCUGGAUGGCUGCCAGGAAAGCGGCCUGUACUGCGUGUCGGCAGCGAUAUGCGACCAGCUGAAGCUGGAACAGGAGCUCGACGUAUUCCGAUCCGUGCGCAACGUGCGCUGUAGCCGUCCUGAAUUCAUCGUCGACUCGGAACAAUACGCCUUCUGCUACGACCUGGCUCUCAGCUUUCUGGACACGUUCGAUACCUACUCCAACUUCCAGUGAACUCAUCGAGUGCUUCUUAUUUAUGGAGACCGUUUUCUACUCACUGCUUCAAAUGACGCAGAAUAAA